Molecule: messenger RNA, 3861 nt
Organism: Thalassophryne amazonica
Lineage: Eukaryota; Metazoa; Chordata; Actinopteri; Batrachoidiformes; Batrachoididae
Gene: toporsa
Product: topoisomerase I binding, arginine/serine-rich a
Exons: 2
Coding region: 160-2595 (811 amino acids)
Biological process (GO): protein polyubiquitination; protein monoubiquitination
Molecular function (GO): ubiquitin protein ligase activity; metal ion binding
Source: RefSeq, a predicted model, not a curated record
GAGAGCAGUCCAACAGUUCCGCUCAUAGCGCGUUGUCUGUUCAGACUGUUUUAAAGUUCUGUAAUAAAUGACUGCCUUCAAAACGCAGAAUUAUUGGAGGCCAUUCAUAAGACUAAUACGCAGAAAGUGGCUUAAGAGUAUUUGCGGACCUGAGUGAUAAUGUCUGCAAUCAAGUUUGUGCCGCAGCAGACACAGAAGAGUCUCAGAAGGAAUACCUCUGAAAAAAUGUCAACAGAGUUGUCACCAGAUUCUAAAUGUCCGAUCUGUUUGGACAAAUUUAACAACAUUGCUUACUCGGACACCUGCUUGCAUAAGUUUUGCUUCCGUUGCAUUCGUGAGUGGUCCAAAAACAAGGCAGAGUGCCCUCUAUGCAAACAGCCAUUUAAUUCCAUCUAUCACACUAUAAAUUCAGAACAUGACUUUCAGACUUACGACCUGCGGCCGGUAGAUAAUGGCUCCUUUGGCACUUUUGGUGGCGUUCGGUUUAGGUACCGCACAACUCUUACUGGAGUACACAGAGCGCUUCAGAGGAGGACUUCCCCACUUCAAGACAAUGGUGUGAUGUUUGAAGCCUCAGUUAAUUCUCACCAACAAGCUCAGUACAGAUAUAUCAAGCAGAUGAUGAUGAGGUUGGCAGCCAGGAGGAGGGCUGCAAGGGAAGGCACGGCACUGCAUAAAGUCAGAGAACAAGAAAUGAUCAACUUCAGGAGGGAGUUGUACCGGAAAGGAUUGAAAGUUACAAAUAUCUUGGAUGGUGGUCGCUCCAGAGACACCUCAGCGGAGUUCUACCGAAGAAAUCCUGCCUGCUUGCAUCGACUGAUCCCCUGGUUAAAAAGAGAGCUUGUUGUGCUGUAUGGUGCCCAUGGUUCUCUGGUCAACAUAGUUCAACACAUCAUCAUGUCACGUAUUACCCAGUGUGACAUGGAAGAUGCAAGUUUUCGAGACGAGCUGAGGCCGUUUCUUCAGGGUCGCACAGAUCACUUUCUGCAUGAGUUCAUCAGCUUUGCCAAGUGUCCCUUCAAUGUGGAUGCAUAUGAUCAGAACACAGUAUACAACUGCCCCGGCUCUUUCACCAAUGAAGACGGCAGCACCAACUCAUCAGUAAUAACCAUCUCAGAGGAUGAGCCAAACUCUUUGGACUUGGAACCACAUGAAGAUACCAGAUCUAAUUUGAGCUCCUCCGUGUGGGAUGAUGAAACACCUGGACCAUCAUAUUUUACAGCAGCAGAGCAAAAUAGGGAGAAUCUGACUGUCCCGGACUCUGACAGUGAUACCAGUUUUGAGGAGGACACAGCAGAGUCUGUACCUUUGUCACAGCUUUCCAGCACUCGUAAUCACACAGAAGCAACUCAUAGUAAAGUUAACAGUGACUAUUGUUCUGAUAGUGAUGACUGCGUUAUUGUCAGCUUUCUUAAACCCAGAGCAGAGCGCACUCCUGAACUGGUCCAACUUUCUUCUGACUCUGAUGAAUCUUCUGCUGAAGAUUCUACAGAAGUGCCUCCUGCUCCUCAACACAUUCGAUUCAUCAGUCCUAGUCCUCAACCUUCUCAGAGCAGUGACACAGCUGAUGGCUCAAGGUCACAGAACGCAGUGUUGGUGGAUAAUCAGCUGAAUGCAGAUGAAAGGUGGUCUUCUACAUCUAAAAAACACAAAACAUCUCAUAAAUCAGACAGAAAAAAUAGAGAUGGUCAAGGCACAGAGGGAAGAUAUGAUCAUAAUAACCACAGGGAGAGGCAUUGGUCUAAGAACAGAGAGAACAGGAGGUGGAGGAGGUCAAGAAGCACAGAGCACAGGAGUCCAGUGACCUCUCCGGGUAACGGCAGUCAUUUCCUCAUUGAUGGAGGUUGUUCUUAUUCCAUCACUCGAGAUGCCUCAUACUCAAAAUGUAGCAGCAGCUACAAUAAAAGGAGGGAUGAUGAUUUCAGCCAUUCUGGUUACGAGUAUCACAGAUUGUCACAUAGCUGUAGUGUGCAGUCAUACAGCUUUCACAGUCGAGACGGAGACUGUGACGAUGGCAAGACUCAUCACAGAAACUGGCGUUCUUUGGGCCGCAACUACCAUAAAUACUCAAACAGACACUUCUACUCUCACUCCAGAAGCCGCAGCAGGGAAUCACGGCGGCGAGCUAGGAAGCGUUCGCGUUCAAGGACUUACUCCAGCAGUCGUUCACCUUCACCAAGAUCUCACCAUAACAAGCCUGGUGGCAAGAGGAAAUACAAAGCACGACAUUUGGAGGACCUCAUCUACAGCAGACAUUCUGCAUCGUACUCUGACUGUGACUCGUCCACGCUGGUGAGAAAACACAAGAAAAAGGGAAAAAGCAAGGAUCAUAAAAGAUACAAAGAGAGGUCAAAAAGGUGCAGCAAAAGCCUGACUAUGGAGGAUUUCAGUGAUGAAAGCUUUUCUGAGAGAAGCAAGCGUCGCCACAAGAAAAAGAAACACAAGAAGAAAAGCAAAAGGCACAAGAGUAAUGACGGCACAGAGAGACGCUCGAACACAGUCAUUACCAUCGAUAGCGACAGUGAUUAUUUUAGGGACGUUGCCAGCAGCAGUCAUAAGGAAGAGCCAGAAGAUGGAACUCGUUUUAGUUCUUAAAAGCAGAUUCACUCGUUUUAGUUCUUAAAAGCAGAUUCACACUGUGCAAAUUGGCCACUGAUUCAGUUGUAAUCAAGCAGAAUUUUAAACUGUUCAGUUUGCUAAAGGAGAAUUCUGACUUUUUUUUAACCUGUGGCCUAUUUAUCAGAUUUAGUUUGAUUGUUUAAAGUGUCAUGCUAAAUGGCCACAAUAGCCACUUAUAACAAGAGUAUGGGGAAAACAGAAAAUACUGCAGUAAAAUGUCUGAAUAUGCUAAAAUGUCUUCAAGUGUUAGGAAGUUUGUGCCAAUUAGCUGCAGAGGUAAAUGUGAUUAUUUACAUUAGAAACAGGAAACUAAAACCAUUGAUUAGGAAUGCAGCUCAGCAUUCAUCUGCAGCAGAUAAAUACUGAGUGGAGUCUGGUGUUUAGACGAGUUAAAUCUUGAACCCAAUCAAUCUUAAAAAUAGACUCCAGUUUAAAAACAAAAUGCAGAAUUUCUCCUUUAAGGUCACCUGUUUGUGACCCAUACGGUGGGUGUGCCGACUGCCCAGCUUUUCCAAUUUGACAAUUGAGAGCAGUGGCCUCAGACUGGUUCCAGCCAGCGCUGAAGGUGCAGGUUUUUAUCACAACUGCAGGUUUAUAUUUCACUGCUGAAUGACACUUUGAGCAGAAGGAUUGGUAGGAAUGAAAACUUGCACACCUCUUGGCCUUUUCUGAAACCAGUUUGAGAUCUCUGGUCUUGAGGCCCCUGAUAUAUAAACUGAGCUAAAUAUCAAAUUGAAGAUGGUUCAUCAGUGGAUAAAUUAACUUUUUAGGUUGUCAUGCUCUACUUUUUUGACUUCUAUAUGAUUUAAUUGUAAGUUGUCAUCAUAAACUCUGGUGAAUGUGACACCACUGAGGGUUGUUGACUUCUGGAAAUUUGUUUUUUAUUUAUGAAGAAUGUUUCAUUUUCUAAGGGGCACUCAGGGAGUAUGGAGAUUUUGACCUUUUAACAAAUUAGCCUUAUUCUUGGAGAAACUUUACCUUGGUUGAUUUUUAUGUGUUAUGUGACACUUUUAGUCAAAGUAACUUUAGACGUCUGCCAUGCAAGGUGCUGACCUGAGCACUUUGGGGUUUAUGGCCUUGCUCACUUGAAAGUUGGACACACAGCUUGGAUUGGAGCUGCUCAUCUUUGUGUAACAGACGACCCGCACUGAGCCAUGGCCUCUUCCUGACCUGGUGACCUCCCAUUCUGAUUUCACAAUGAUCUCAUGUGUUGUAUAAAGAAUAAAUUAUGAAAUUGUUCAU